Molecule: messenger RNA, 3029 nt
Organism: Triplophysa dalaica
Lineage: Eukaryota; Metazoa; Chordata; Actinopteri; Cypriniformes; Nemacheilidae
Exons: 6
Coding region: 255-1442 (395 amino acids)
Source: RefSeq, a predicted model, not a curated record
CGUAAGCUGCCAUUACUAGGCGGAAGUGAAGCUGACUUUUGGGUUGACACGUAAAGUUACUGUUUCUUUCUAUCGGACAUAAAUAAUCAAGGACAUAAUUGCGGAAUAGUGCAGUCAGUGACUAUGACUGUUUACGUAAGUUUGUUAGUUUGCUCGACGACAUCAUGGAUUGAGUGCAGCACACAGACAACACACCGAGAUUUAGAUUAUAUCUAAACAUUUCUUUUGAAUUUGUUAAUGGAAACAACAGCAGAAUGAAGAUCACUUUUAAAAGCAUGUUUUUAUUACUGAUGUGCGGUUUGUUUGAUGCGGUGACCGGUGAAGUGAAGACUUUUCCAGUGAUGGAGGGAGAUUCUGUCACUCUACACACUGAUCUCACUGAUAUAAAGACGGUUGACAGGAUAGUCUGGACGUUUGCUGAUGAAGCCUCUACUGAUCUUCUGGUUGAAAUGAGAAAAAAUAAUAUCUCAUAUGUUGAGGGGAGAUUCAGAGACAAAUUGCACAUAUCAGACCCUAAGGUUGGAGAUCUCACCGUAAAGAACAUGAGAAUCAAACACUCUGGAAUCUAUAAGGCAAAUAUCGUCCGCACUACUGGAACAACAUACAAGACAUUCAGAGUCCUUGUUAGUGAAUCUCCUCGUGUUCUGGAUGCUGGCACAUGUGAAAUGAAGUCGGUGUUGAAAGUGGGCAAUUCAGUCACUCUACACACCGAUGUUCAAACACACGGAGAUGAUCUGAUAGUGUGGAGGUUUGGAGAUGAGGGUGUUCUUCUAGCUAAAUAUGAUAAAGAAGACAAUAAGAGCUCAAUAUAUGAUGAUGAGAGACUGAGUGGCAGACUUAAGUUGGAUGAUCAGACUGGAUCUCUCACCAUCAGUAACUUCAGAUUCUCGGACUAUGGACUAUAUAAACUGAAGAUCAGCAGUAACAGCAAAAAUACAUUGUUCAAGACAUUCAGUGUAUAUGUCAGCGGUUCAUCUUCAGAGGAUUCAGAUACUUUGGCUAUAUCAAUUAUUACUCUUCUGUUUGUUGCUGCUGCUGCUUUAAUAAUUUACUGUUGCCGAAGGUACUCAAUAGCAAAGGACAUGUUUCCACAUUUGAGAGAUCCUGUUACUUUAUGCACUGGUGUCACUGACAUACAGGCCGAUGAUGAGAUCCUGUGGAGAUUUGGACCUGAAGACAAUCGUAUAGUUCGAAUCACUGGAGGGAUCAAUGAGCCUUCAUAUCAUUACUUCCCUAAUGGAAGAUUCAGAGAAAGACUGGAGAUGAACAACAAGACUGGAGAUCUCACCAUCAGAAGCACCACAACUGAACACAAUGGAGUUUAUCAAGUAGAGAUUUACCGCAGCGGAAAGACCACAUACAAGGAAUUUAGGGUUACAACAUCUGACGCCGCAAGAAGCAGAGGAAAUGAAGCAGCAAAUGUUAACAUGCCAGCUGAAUAGAUGCUCAACAUCACAAGUGUGCAACAUCUGUUACGUCAUCCACAUCUACAGUAACAAAACUUUUGUACUGUUUACAUGAGAAUAAACUCUAUGUGUGCUGUUCAGCACCAGUGAGAAAAGCUUAUAAAGCUUAAGUUACAAUGUUUCGUUUAUAAAAAGGGAAACAAACUUUCAUUUAUUUGCCGUUCACACUGAUCAAUGAUCAGAAUGUGUUUAUCUUUAUAUUUUAUACCAGUUACUCACUGCAAAGCAUAUUAUCAGUUUGACUCUCAUUGUUGAUGGGAUAUGGGAUGAUCAUCACAUCACACAGAGCUUCGUGUUCAAGGCUGAACUUCUCACAACCGCAGAGGAAUGUAAAUUUCACUAAAAAACCCUUUCAAGAGACUUUGGCAUUAGUGUACUCUGUCUGCUUAUGAGUUUUUGUUGCCUCUGUUAUUGCAUAGCUUAAUAUCAAUCUUUUCAAAAUUUUGUUUUAAGUAGACACCUUAUUUGAAACACAGAGCAUUGUGCCAUUCAUCAGUCACCUAUAUUAUAUUUUCUAUUCUCUGCACUUUACCGUUCAACCCCAUUAUCCUGACAUAUUUCAAGUCUAUUGUUCAUCGUUGUCCUACUUCUUACAAAACCACUCGAUUUCUUCUGGUAUAUAUAAAGUCCCUCCUUUAGAGGCGUUCUGAUUGGUAAAGCUGACGAGGUCUUUCUUGUUUAGCUUCCGCUUCUCAGGCUGUUGUGAUUGGUCAGUGCUAAAAACAAGCAGAUUGACCAGGCACAAAAACAAGCAGGACUUCAAUGAGCGUUUCAUUUAAGUGUUUAAGAGGUAAGCGCACACACUCUACAGUGUUUUACACAGAACAGCUUUCACAGCCGAUGUUAAAGUCAUGAAAUCUUUUAUUUGACUGUUGGUUAUCUUACAAUGCGUGUAGCUGAACUCUUAUUACCAGCUGUAAGACUGUGAUGAAAGUGAAAGUAGUUUAGCGCGCAUCUCAGUCAAAUGUUUAUGAUCUCUGAUAUCCAAACACUACUCCAGCGUCUCUUCCACUUUCUAAGGAAGGCCCACCCCCUUUUUAAAGUAUUCCUCUGGGCAGAGGUUAUAAAAAGCACUCAGAAUAGUGACAUCAUAUACCCGGGAAGUAGAGGUCUGUAGUCCGAUUCCAGCCGUUUCUGUAGUCCUUGAAAAACGAUUUCUGUUAAAGACAAUAUCUCGCCUUGCACUGAACUUUGAGCCUUAUCAUUUCACAGGUAUUAUUAAUGCUCUUACAACAACAUUACAUACUAACUAAAGGUUGAAAAAUGGGAUUGCGGGAAACGUGCUCUUUAAGAGUAUUUUAGUGUUUCUUUUACAUUAUUAUUUGCUACAAUAGGAAAUUACACUUAAACAUUUUUGUUACUUGUUACUCUCAUAAAUCUGCUCCCUGAUCAGAUCUGAAUGUAAAAUAGGAAAUGUGAAUUCACUCUCAGUACAGAUAUAAAAAGCGUCAUUAAGUCUUUAAAUAACAUGACUUCUUGCACUUAUUAUAAAAAAGGUUUCAGCACUGAUGUUCACCUUUUAUACAAUGUCAUUAUUAAUAAAUGAAGAAAAUGGGAAAUUAA